AACCAGAAAAAGCUGCAAAAAUUUAGAAAAAUCUAAAGAAAGUAACAAAACUUUCAAAAGAAUUCAAAACAUCCUAGAAGUAACUAAGAUAAGUUCUGAUAAGCAAGAACCAGAGAAUAAUGAAGAGUCUUUUGAUGAGAUCAAGAUAAUUCACAAGAAGAAGAAUAUAUCUCUGAAGAAGAUAUCUCCAAAGAAGAUACUUCCAAAGAAGAUUAGAAAUAACU
Dentiscutata heterogama is the source of this 224-nucleotide messenger RNA. Lineage: Eukaryota; Fungi; Glomeromycota; Glomeromycetes; Diversisporales; Gigasporaceae. The record is from the annotation of a GenBank genome assembly.